Suricata suricatta (meerkat) is the source of this 945-nucleotide messenger RNA. Its product is annotated as olfactory receptor 10W1. Gene Ontology annotation, biological process: G protein-coupled receptor signaling pathway. Gene Ontology annotation, cellular component: membrane. Gene Ontology annotation, molecular function: G protein-coupled receptor activity; olfactory receptor activity. The transcript has a single exon. The record is from RefSeq and is a predicted model, not a curated record. Bases 1 to 945 code for a protein of 314 amino acids. NCBI's taxonomy places the organism in Eukaryota, Metazoa, Chordata, Mammalia, Carnivora, Herpestidae.
AUGACCUGGGGAAAUCACUCAGUGUUGAUGGAAUUUGUGUUCCUGGCCUAUCCCUCUCACCCAGAGCUCCGAGUCUUCUUCUUCCUUGGACUUAGCCUGUUAUAUAGCUUGAUCAUCAGUGGGAAUGUCCUAAUUGUGGUGGCCAUCCAGACAGAAGCCCGCCUGCACACACCCAUGUACUACUUUCUGGGCAGCCUCUCAGGAGUAGAAAUAUGCUACACUGCUGUGGUGGUGCCCCACAUCCUGGCCAACACCCUACAGUCAGACAAGACCAUCACCCUGCUGGGCUGUGCCACUCAGAUGAUUUUCUUCAUUGGGCUCGGUAGCGCUGACUGCUUUCUCUUGGCUGCCAUGGCCUAUGACCGGUAUGUUGCUAUUUGCCACCCCUUGCAGUACCCACUCACUGUGACUUUAACUCUCUGUGUCCACUUGGUCGUGGCCUCCGUGCUCAUUGGUUUGUUCCUGUCUGUACAACUGGUGGCCUUCAUCUUCUCACUGCCAUUCUGCCAGGCGCGGGUUAUCGAGCACUUCUUCUGUGAUGUGCCACCAGUGAUGCGUCUUGUUUGUGCCAACAGCCACAUCCAUGAGUGGGCAGUGCUGGUGGCGGCCACACUGGCCAUCGCCAUGCCUUUCUUCUUCAUUGCUGCCUCCUAUGCCUUCAUUGUGGCCACCGUGUGCAAGAUCCACUCGGCAGCUGGCCACCACCGGGCUUUCUCCACCUGCUCCUCCCACCUCUCCGUGGUCCUGCUGCAGUAUGGCUGUUGUGCCUUCAUGUACCUGCGCCCCAACUCCAGCUACGACCCCAGACAAGACCAGUUCAUCUCUCUGAUAUAUACGUUAGGAACCCCACUGCUCAACCCACUUAUCUACACCCUGAGAAACCGUGAAAUGAAGGGGACCCUGGGGAGAGUUCUGACCAGGAACUGCCUCUCCCAGAACAGCUAG